GGCAUGAAUGCGGCCCGUUGGCCUCCAGGCUUGGGGCCCCUUCCCUCGCUGGAGGGGAAUUGUGAAGUGUUUCUGGACACAUUGUUUCAACAGCUGAAAUGAACAAAUCAGCUAGGCCCAAGUUUGUUCACUUUAUGUACUGAGCAUGAUCACAGCCCAUGGCCUCCCUCCCCAGAAUGGCCCCCUGCUGGAGAAGGGACCCGGGCUCACAACUUGGAACUAUCCUCUGUGACUCCAAGUCCAUCCGCAUUUAUUAAUCACUUACCAGGCAUUGUCCAUAAUAGGAAAGUAGCAGGCUUCCGAGAGAGAGAACUAUCACCCCCAAGAUAUAUUUUUUUUUGGCCAAUAUGGACCCCACCAUUCACUCUUAGUUCAAAACAUUUGCACCCUUCAGUUAAACGUGUGUGUGUGUGUGUUUAAACAUAGUAUUUCCAAAAGGCUGCUUUGGAGGCUGAAUUUAACCUCUAGGCUCUUCUUAGUAACAUAGAUUCCAUUUACUCUGAUUCUUCAGACUUCUUUUACAUUAUUUCUCCACAGGAGGUUACAAAAUCUUUUUUUUCCCCCUACAAAGCCAUAUUUGCCAUUUGUAAACUGUAAACUGGUUUUGUAAUCUUCGUUCAAAUGAUCACUAAAAAUAUUAAGCAAGCAGGCUUACUUGCCUACAUCCUGGAGGCAAGUUAUUUCAUUUCUUUGGCCUUGCUUCUCUCCUCUAAAUAAUCAAAGAUGGUCUUUAUGAUUCCUUCCAAUUCUAAAACCUAAAGCCCAAGAGAAGUAAUUUCUAAGAUGACAGAUCAGUUUUAAAUUAAGUAAAAUGUCCUGAGAUACUCCACAGUACACACUGGAAUCUUACCAGAGGAGACAAAAUCAGUUUAACUACCAAAACAAUAAGCACAAGAUGCUAUUCAAUUCUUUCAACCCUUAAUUUUUGCAAUUUUUAAAUAUUUUCAGAAAAUCAUUCCAUCAGCAAGUAGAACAAAGCACAAAUUUAAACUAAUGAAAUACAUGAUUUAAAGAAAGGGCUACAUAUAAACUGGGUAAACAUCCUCCUGGAAGAGGACCCAAACUCAAAAACAAUAAGCAGUUCACAUGAAGUGACUGCUAGAUACAUUUGUAGAAAGGAAGGAAAAAAAUGCCUUUACCGUUGUUCAAAUAAUAUCACGCUGAAGUACAGUCUUUAACAACAACAACAACAAACAACACAUUUUACAGGCGGGAGGAGAAAAAAAUAAAGAGAAAUAAGGAAGGGGGGAGAUAGAAGAGAAUCACAGAGAUAGAGAGCGGGAAAUAGCGAAAAAGAAAAACAGAGAAAAGAGGGGAGGAGAAAAGAGAAAGAAAAGAAGGAGGGAGAACAGAGGAGAGAGAGAAAAGAGAAGCCAGGGAGAAAGAAAGUGAUGGAGGGUGAGGGAGAGAGGGAGGCAAAGGAAAGAAUGAGCAAGAGAAAACGGAAAAAAGAAAAAGAAAGAAAAAGAGACAGGAGAGAAAGACAGGAGUGAUGAAGGAAGAGAAGGAAAGAGAGAGAAAAAGGAGAAAAGGAGAGAGGGAGAGAAGGGGGGGAUGGGCCAGAGAAGCGGAGACCGAGAGAUAGAUGAGCUGGGAGGGGGGAAAGAAGGAGAAGGAGGAGGAGGAGGAGCAGAGCCAAUCAAAGGAAUGAACAACAAGACAACUUCACCAGGAAAUGCGGGGAUAGACGAAGGCAACCUGCAGACGGCACCCACCAGGACUGGGACCCAAGGCAGGGCGAGGCCACGGGGCGCUCGACACCCCGCACGCCGGCCCCUCACCCCCGCCCUCCCGCCCGGGGAGGAGACACGGAGCCCCACCCACACCCUAGGGAAGCGGGUGGGGGGAAAAGAGAGGGAGGACGGCUUCAGUCCCCCUCGAAAAGGAGGGAUGGGGGAGAGAAAGCGAAGGGGGGGCUACAGGAGAGGGUGACCCGCCUCUUCCCCCCCAAAAGGGUGUGUGUGUUGGGGAGCAUAUCGGCAGGAGAAACAGAGAGGCGAGAACGCCCCCCCAGAAAGCUCCCCUAUCCCCAAAUCGAAGGUGCAGGACAAACAACCCCGUCACCCCACCACACCCCCUUUGGCGACUCGGUCCCCCCAUCACUGAGAGGGACCUCCGCUCUACUAGGAGAGAAAAGGUGGGCCCAGAAAAGAAAAAGGGAAAGGAGGGACCCCGCCUCCAUCCCUGACCUCCGAGGCACAGGUGGGAAGCUCGGCGUCCCGCAGCCGCUCGGGGGCAAAUGCGCCCCGAGUCCGGCUUCUGAGGAGGGGUCUCGCGGCGCGCCGCCCCUCCCCCACAGGCCGAGUCGGCGGCGCGAGCCCCCGCCCCUCCCCCGCUCCCGAGUGCCCCUCCCCCAGCUCAGACGCCUGCCUUCGUCAAGACCCUCCGCCUCCACCUCCGCCGCUGCCGAUCGCCGCAUAGCUUCAUGGGGGCUGGAGUCUCCUGGCGGGACUUUGUGCGCCGAUCCCACGCGACCGGGAACUACGAUUCCCAGAGUCCUUCGCGGCCUUUUUUGCCCCCCCUCCCCCCCGUCCCCGGCCGCUCCACCGCCCCCGAGACUACAUUUCCCGACAGGUCAAGCGGCGCUCCCGCCCGCCCUCCCGAGACACGAGCCGAACUGGGCGUCAGGUCGGGAGCCGGUCCGGUUCCCGCUCCCCGCUCUCCGCUCUUCGCUCUUCGCCGCCGCCGCCUCCCACCCGCAGCGCCCCUGCCCGCCGUGCCGCGCCGACCGAGAGUCUCGGCUGGGGCUGCAACGCCCCCCUCGCCGGCCUCCAGAGCCCACCCAGCGGUGCCGGGCGCCGGCAGCCGAGGGCGGGACCCCCGAUCGCCCCCCAGCCCAACCCCGGAGACCCCGGGCCCGAACCGGAGCCCCCACUACCGUCGUCGCGCCGAGGACCUCCUCCGCCCCCGGCCCCCGAGGAACAUGGACGCCGACUCGUGCGCCUCCGCCUUCCACCCCGAGGAAUACUCCCCCAGUUACAAGAGGAGGCGAACUGUGGAGGAUUUCAACAAGUUUUGUACCUUUGUUUUGGCAUAUGCUGGUUACAUCCCUUAUCCAACAGAGGAGCCUCCUCUGAGGAGCAGCCCCAGCCCUGCCAAUAGCACGGCCGGGACCAUCGACAGCGACAGCUGGGACGCCAGCUUUGCGGAUCUGCCCUCCUCGGUGGCCCUGCCCGUCGCCGACCGCUGCUUUGGCCACUUGCAGCCCUCCCUUCUGCAGCGAGCCAAGCCCAGCAACUUCCUCAUGGACAGAAAGAAGACGGACAAGCUGAAGAAGAAGAAGAAGCGCAAGCGGAGGGACGCGGAGGUGCCCAUGGAGGAGGAGUACAUGGGCGGCCUGCUGAAGCUGGAGCCGGCCGACACCUACGCCCCGAGGACGGCCAGCCCCGACCUGCAGGACAUCCCCGCGGCCAGCAGCGACCCCUGCUCGGGCUGGGAUUCCGACACCCGCUCCAGCGGCUCGUGUGCGGCGGCCACCCCGGAGGAGGUCAAGGAGAUUCAGACAGAAGGCAAACGGACUGUCAUACGGCAGGGCAAGCAGGUGGUGUUCCGGGACGAAGACAGCACCGGGAACGAUGAGGACAUCAUGGUGGACUCCGACGACGAUUCCUGGGACCUCGUCACCUGUUUCUGCAUGAAACCUUUUGCCGGGCGGCCGAUGAUUGAAUGUAACGAGUGCCACACCUGGAUUCACCUGUCCUGUGCAAAAAUCCGGAAAUCCAACGUCCCCGAAGUGUUUGUUUGCCAAAAGUGCCGGGACUCCAAGUUUGACAUCCGCCGCUCCAACCGCUCCCGAAUGGGAUCCCGGAAGCUCUUUCUGGACUGACUGGUUCGGGGCACGACUUCAAAGCAAGGAUUAGAAGGGCCGGUGUUCUUUGGGGUCACUUUUUCCGAAUCCGAGCACGGAACUGUUAGCGCGCGUGAUGUAGCCAUCCUCGCCCUUCUGACAUCGAGGUGCCUAAGCAGAAGGACGGGUUGUCCGAGGUACAUACAAACUGUACAUAGCCGGUGAUGACGUAGAAUCUUUGUUGGCCAAAGCUGCUGCCGGGGCCCCGGGCUCCACAGCCAGAGCGGACUCGGCACCGCUGUGUUGAGCUCAAAAUGAGGGUGUGUGGUGGUUGUGAGUCUUUUCCCCACUUUGGACCGCAGGGGUGGGGCUGGGGGGGUGAGGGUGGGGAUGGGGACAGUCCUCCCCGGAGGGAGGAAGACAUCUCUCUGGUUUCCAAGGAUUCAAUAAGUGAACAGCCAUACGUGUUAAGCUUCCCGAGUAUAAGUCUUUACCAUAAGUGUCUGUAUAGGUAGCCUAACGUUGCUCUUUCCUUAGCAAACAGUUCCCCAGCCUGCCGCCUCUGCCUGAGAAGGGGGGCCAGUCACCCUAGGUCGGUUGCAAGGGGCUUCCUCUUGUCUUGCUUUGGGGAGACCGGGCCAGUGACUCCCCCUGCAGGACUCAGCUGCUCUCCUGGUAGAUUGAGAGGAAUAGCAUAGGGCUGCUUCUGUUGGGGCAGAGCCAGGAUGGUCUUUUAGAUGAAGGGGGCCUGAGUUCUUGAUACAAGUUCCCAUUUUGCACGAUGUUUAAAAAAAAAAAAAAAAGAUUUUUUUUCUUUUUUUUUUUUUCCUUUUUAAAGAUUUGUUUCUUUUUCUUUU
This is a messenger RNA of Antechinus flavipes (yellow-footed antechinus), 4644 nucleotides long. RefSeq names its product PHD finger protein 13 (gene PHF13). The coding region runs from base 2426 to 3826 and encodes 466 amino acids. Gene Ontology annotation, molecular function: chromatin binding. The record is from RefSeq and is a predicted model, not a curated record. Lineage: Eukaryota; Metazoa; Chordata; Mammalia; Dasyuromorphia; Dasyuridae. The transcript is spliced from 4 exons. Gene Ontology annotation, biological process: mitotic chromosome condensation.